This is a messenger RNA of Macrobrachium nipponense, 4258 nucleotides long. RefSeq names its product recombining binding protein suppressor of hairless-like. The record is from RefSeq and is a predicted model, not a curated record. Gene Ontology annotation, biological process: regulation of transcription by RNA polymerase II. Gene Ontology annotation, cellular component: nucleus. Lineage: Eukaryota; Metazoa; Arthropoda; Malacostraca; Decapoda; Palaemonidae. Gene Ontology annotation, molecular function: RNA polymerase II cis-regulatory region sequence-specific DNA binding; DNA-binding transcription activator activity, RNA polymerase II-specific.
AGAUAGUGACAGUCCCUGGGAAGUGUUUGUGGCGGCAUAGUACUGGUUGCUGCCCCAAGUGCUACUUCAAGUGCUACUUGAGUCUCGUCGUUUGCUCCGUGUGUCCCACGAGAGGAAAAGGAACACCCUUGAGCGCUUCCAAGACCGUUCAGUGCUUGCUUGAGAUUGCCAGUGAGAAAUGACACCGUGCUCAACUUUUUUGUUGUCGAACCUCAAAAACUGUGUAGCAUAAUAUUGUCCUUUUGGAAGACUUGUUUCAAAGAGAGAGAGAGAGACAUUUUGCGAAUCGGAAAUACCGGAAUUUAUACGACUUUCUAGUAUUGUUGGUCCACCAGAACAUCGUUGACCACCUCAGAACAGUCAGGUGCGCAUUGACAGUGAGAUAAAGGGAGAAAAUAAUAAACAGUCCCGAGUGGAUCUCGGCGUGGCGUGCCUCAGGACGUUCAUAGGAUCCCCGAAGGAUUGAUUCCUCCUGCCCUCGUCCGUCCGUCCGUCCGCCUUCUCUGAGAGCUCAUGGACGUGCAAUAGUGAGAGAGAUCAGUAGAACUUAUUCUUCCCCUACACGGACAUGGUACUAGACUGGUCAGAACCUGCCCACCACCACCUCAACAAUAUGGCAUCGCAUUUGCAAUAUUCCGAGGAACAGGGUGCGGGAUACGGGUACGGGGCAUUGGAGGGUCGUGGGGAAGAGUGGGCAGGGGUCAGCGACGCCCUGGUCUCCUACUCGGCUACCGCCACCUCACCCUUGCCCCCGCCUCCUCAGCACUUCUAUACCCAGAGUGAUGGCGUGAUGACUGAGCUGGGUGGCGUCAAUGGUCACGCAGGAGGAACGCCCGUGGGCGGCUAUCCCCCAUCGUCUGUAGCCAGCCCACAGAGCCACGCCACAGGCUCACUGCCGCCCACUUCACACCACCUGGGUCCACACACCGCCGCCCAUCGCCCCGUCGACCUCUCCCAGGCCCAGCGCGAGAACCAGCCCAGCGGCACGCCCGCGACCAUCCCGUACCCACUGCACGACCCCCACAACCACAGACCCACCCUUCUCGACACAGCGUGGCCCUCAGCAGAUGUCAAGACUUACGGAUUUCACAGAUAUCCUGGAUCGGCGAUGUUGGCGGGUUCUCUGACGCCCCCGGACAAGUUGAAUGGGGAGGGGCAUCAGGGCCCUCCCCACAACCACCACCACCACCCCCAUGCCCUCAUGCCAGUGAUGCCCACGCUUCAUACCCCGCCUUCGCCACUGCCUACUCCCUCGCCCCCCGUCUAUGACAGAUAUGCGCCAAAAGACCAGCGUCUGACGCGAGAGGCUAUGCAGCGGUACCUGAGGGAGCGAGGAGAUCAGAUCCUGGUCAUCCUUCAUGCCAAGGUUGCUCAGAAAAGCUACGGCAAUGAAAAGAGAUUUUUUUGUCCUCCGCCGUGUAUCUACCUGUACGGCGACGGUUGGCAGCGGAAACGUCACGAGCUGCAGCGGGCUGGCGCCUCCGAGCAGGACUCCCAGCUAUGUGCCUUCAUAGGGAUCGGAAACUCCGACCAGGAUAUGCAGCAGCUUGACCUCAACGGGAAGCACUAUUGCGCGGCCAAGACGCUCUUCAUCAGCGACUCGGACAAGCGGAAACACUUCAUGCUGACUGUCAAGAAGUUCUGGGGUUCCGGGGCUGACAUCGGCGUCUUCCACUCUCGCAGAAUCAAAGUUAUUUCGAAACCGUCCAAAAAGAAGCAGAGCCUAAAGAAUGCCGACCUUUGCAUAGCGUCCGGCACGAAGGUGGCGCUCUUCAACAGACUGCGAUCGCAGACGGUGUCCACCAGAUACCUGCACGUUGAAAAUGGCAACUUCCACGCCUCCUCCACGCAGUGGGGAGCUUUCACUAUACACCUGCUUGACGACAACGAGAGCGAGAGCGAGGAGUUCAACGUACGGGACGGAUACAUCCACUACGGGUCGACGGUGAAGCUGGUCUGUGCCGUGACGGGCAUGGCCCUGCCCAGGCUCAUCAUCCGGAAGGUGGACAAGCAGACCGCCCUUCUGGACGCCGACGACCCCGUCUCCCAGCUGCACAAGUGCGCCUUCUACAUGAAAGACACUGAACGCAUGUACCUUUGUCUCAGCCAGGAACGCAUCAUUCAGUUCCAGGCAACACCGUGCCCAAAGGAGCCCAACAAGGAAAUGAUAAACGACGGAGCCUCGUGGACCAUCAUCAGUACUGAUAAGGCCGAGUAUCAGUUUUACGAAGGGAUGGGUCCUGUGCGCGCUCCCGUCACUCCAGUACCUAUUGUCAACUCUUUGCAUCUCAAUGGUGGAGGCGAUGUGGCAAUGCUUGAAUUGACUGGAGAAUCCUUUAGCCCUAAUCUACGUGUGUGGUUUGGUGACGUAGAAGCAGAGACGAUGUACCGAUGUCAGGAAUCCAUGCUCUGUGUUGUGCCUGAUAUCUCUGCCUUCCGCAGGGGUUGGCAGUGGGUCCGUCAGCCGACACAGGUACCAGUCUCACUAGUCCGGCACGACGGCAUCAUAUAUGCAACCAACCUGACCUUCACCUACACCCCGGAACCAGGACCUCGACAGCACUGUCCUCAGGCCGACGACAUCAUGAGACCUCCUGCGCAUCGCUUACCUCCAGCGGCCUUGCAAGAGGUUCCUACCUCAGCCCAUCAUCAUCACGCCUCUCCUCCAGCCAACCCUCUUAUUCCAUUACAGUUUGAACCAUCACAGCCAAUUCAUACAUCGACACAGCAACAGCAGCAACAACAACAGCAGCAACAGCAACAGCAGCAGCAACAACAGCAGCAGCAACAACAACAGCAGCAGCAGCAACAGCACCUCUAGGGCAUUCUUUUUGUCUUCCUGUAUAAUUGUAGCUGGCAAGCACCCUCAGGAACUACAUUACAGCUGCCCAAUCAUGCUGGGGUCAGGUCGGGAAGGAAUCGAUGGGCAGGCAGGGCAGGCAGGCGUGUGUGCGGUGGUGGGAAAAACAUAGUGUGUCACACUAUGAAGUGGACAGUAGUCAUACACACUAUAGACUGUGAAAUUCCCAGUUAUAUUUACUGAGCAUUAUCAUUGGAGUUUAAAGCCCUCCCCCUCCCCAGUGUGUUGUGAAUUGUGAUAUGCAAAAAAAAAAAAAAAAUGUGUGUGGCCAACCACGAGUGCCAAAAUGGACACAAAUUUGAAAGGUUUGGCCCACAUUGCAAGAGAUGACAGUUUGAAAGACAGACACUUGGAAAAGUAAAGUGUUGUUGUGAAUGCACUGGAAAGUGUUCGUUAGUGAUUAUUGUGAUGCGUACAACAUUUUUUUCUUUGGUUAUUAAAAGUGUUUAUCUUCACGUCUAUAUGACAUUCCAUUUUUCUAUUAAUGACCACACAAUGUACAAAGUGACUAGUAUUUAGGAGAUUUUUAAAAUAUUAUUGUUUAUGAAAAGGGAAAAUUUUAUCCAUAGAAAACAAAUCAAACUCGAAAAGGUUUUUGGCAACAAUUAAUGAUAAUGAUGAUAAAUUCAUAGAGGUUCCUUCAAACUGUUUGUGAUAUUUUUGUACGGUAUGAAAGUGAAUGCAAAAUAUUUUUAGAUCUCAAUGAUAGGUAUUCAGAACUCUUGAGUGAAUCUUUGUAUUGUUUUAUUUUUGUAAAUAUGUGCUAGAUAUCUUCAGCUGUUUUCAUUACACAAGUAUAAAGGCCAACAAAGUAAUUAGUCCUCACAGAUUGUCACACUUGAAAGGUUGUCAUUGUACUGUUAGGCUAGAAUGACUGGAGGUGGAGCUUGACCUUCCCAAUUCUGAUGUUUUCGUCAUUGCCAGACAGAGCCUUAUUCAUCAACCAAAACUGGAACUUGCUGCAGACAGAUGAUAUCAUGAUUUUGUGUAUAUAGAUGCCUGAUUUACCGGUGUAGUGUUGUAAGUAGAAAUUUUGUACAUCUUUGUAUACAAGUAUAAUUUUGACACUUUUGAGAAAAACGAAACUAGCAAUUCUUGUUAGAACCCAAUUGAGUUAAGGUGAGCUGAUUAGCCACACCCUUCAGACCUGGUUUUUGAAUUUGGGGAGAAAUAGCAGUGUCCACUUCACAGUCAUAGAUGAGGUUCACAGAUUCCAAGGAGGUCACAUUUUAUUCCAAGGAAGUCACAUUUUUAAGUACUACUGUAGUCGAGCGAGCAUACUUUUUGGUCACAAAAAGAAAUGUGCCUCUGGUACUUGGCACAUGAAGAAAAUGUGGCUUGUACAGCAGUCAGUUAUUGUACAGUAUUUAAUAUGCAAUAAAAAUUUCAGUUUGUUUU